This is a messenger RNA of Prunus mume (Japanese apricot), 2351 nucleotides long. RefSeq names its product evolutionarily conserved C-terminal region 8 (gene ECT8). The record is from RefSeq and is a predicted model, not a curated record. Gene Ontology annotation, molecular function: mRNA binding. Gene Ontology annotation, biological process: mRNA destabilization. Gene Ontology annotation, cellular component: cytoplasm. Lineage: Eukaryota; Viridiplantae; Streptophyta; Magnoliopsida; Rosales; Rosaceae.
UUUUGAGAGCAUAUAAUUUUUUUUUUUUGUAACCCAAAAGAAAGAAAGAAAAAAAAGUGGAAAAAGGAGUAAAAGCAGCACACCUGCAGUGGAAUUGUUGGAGUUUGGGCAACAGAGAUUAUAUAGCGCCAUUUUUAUAGCCGGUUUCGUUGUGUUGUUGCAUAGUUAGAUAGAUUGAUAGACAGACAGAUAAUAUCCUUCGAGAAAUUAUAGGAUACCCUUUUUCAGUUUUUAAUCCACACCAAAAAUAUCUUUUUCAAGUUUUUAUUUUUAGUUUGAUUCAUUUGAUUGAUUCAAAGGAUUUUCUUUGUCUUUGGAGGCCAUGGCUGCUCCUCAAUUUCAACACCCUCAUCACAACUCAAUUAAACAAGAAGAAGAAAAAGAAACAAACCUGCAUGUUCAAUCCACUGAAUUCUUCCAUUCCAAUCUGGCCCUCUCCAAGGAUGGAAGCCCAUCUGAUACAGCAUCAUGCAUAUCAACUGUGGGAGAUACAACUGCCAGUGUCAAGAAAGGUGAUGCAGAUGCAGAUGCAGAUUAUGAAUCCGUGACUUCUUAUCCAACCACUGCGUAUUACGGAUACACCUAUCCAGGUUAUGAUAUGGAAAACCAAGGAUACUAUGUUGGCGGAUCCGGGAUGGAGAUGCAAUACCCUGUCAUGCAAGCAGAUAAUGGAUCUUUUGUCUACUUGAUGCCAGGAUUUCAGCCUGGCUACGAUCCUUACGCGCCAUACAUGCCCAUAACUACAAUCGGUAGUGAUGGACAAUAUGUUAGUCAACAGAUGUAUCCCCCACUCAGCCCCAUGUACCAAGCUCCUAUUUCCCCUGGAUAUAACCCCUCUCAUCUUCCUUAUGGGGAGUUAGUCCCAUCACCUUACUUGUGGGAUCCAUCUCUUGUUGGAGAUGGAACAGUUGGAAAUGCUUACAAUGGAGUUUUAGAAACACCACCCUCUAAAACUAGUUUCUCUUCCCCUAGUCACAAUCGUGCUCCACUGUUUAAAUCUCCUAAACCGUUGGAUGUUCAAUCAGGUUAUGGUGCACUUAAUCAGCCAAAACCAGUGAACAAGGCCUCAGCACGUGCCCCAAGUAUCCAAUCAGAAGCACUAGCCAAAGGAUACUUUUCUGUGGCAAAGGUUCCGGUCUAUAACCAAGGGACUGGUGGAUUGCUCUAUCCAAACAAUUCACCAACUUUAAAAGCAAAUGCGAAGGGUUGGGGUGGCUCUGAGAAGUUGAAACCAAGAAGUAAGGCUAAUGGUGUUAGAGAUAUUAGUUUGUUUAAUGAAAAGAACCAUGGCCCCAGAUCAACCAACCCUAAAGGUGCAUUGUUGUCUGGAGCUGAAAAGGAGAAUGGAAAGUGCGACAGCAUAGCCUCUGCCAUCAGAAAGGAUCAAUAUAACCUUCCUGACUUUCCAACCAAAUAUGAGCAAGCACUUUUCUUUGUUAUCAAGUCUUACAGUGAGGAUGAUAUUCAUAAGAGCAUCAAGUACAAUGUGUGGGCUAGUACUCCUAACGGGAAUAAGAGGCUGGACAGUGCUUAUCUAGAUGCAGAGGAGAAGGUUGCACAGAAAGGCUGCAAGUGUCCCGUGUUCCUUUUCUUUUCGGUUAAUGCAAGUGGUCAGUUUUGUGGAGUAGCUGAGAUGAUUGGCCGUGUGGACUUUAAUAAGAGCAUGGAUUUCUGGCAACAGGAUAAAUGGAAUGGUUAUUUCCCAGUCAAGUGGCAUAUCAUAAAAGACGUCCCAAACCCACAGUUACGGCAUAUAAUUCUUGAGAAUAAUGAGAACAAGCCUGUGACCAAUAGCAGAGACACGCAAGAGGUGAAAUUCCUUCAGGGUAUUGAAAUGCUGAACAUAUUUAAAAAUCAUCUGUCAAAGACAUCAAUACUGGACGACUUUGAUUUCUACGAAAGCCGCCAGAAGGUGAUGCAGGAGAAGAGGAUCAGGCAGUCUACACCUUACUAUGAUCUGCAGCUAAAAAUAGGUGAGUUAAGUAUCAGCGCUGAGUAAGGGCCUCAGGUUAGAGGCAAAGGAAGGAUGCAGGGAAAUGGGAAAAUGAAUGAAUAUUUGGAGCUGAAAGCCAAAAGGAAGGAUCAUAAAAGUGUAUAAUGUGUAGCUGUUUCCCAACAAAUGAAUGAGAUAUAAAAUGCUGGUUUUGGCUACCAGGGAGGUUUCUUUAUAGCCCACACAACAGCUUGAAUGCAUCCACUUUGAUUGCUUGUGGAAUCCAACCUCUCUCCCCUGCCUACCCACACUAGUGUUUCUUUCAGCAUAAAGUCUUUGGUUUUUGGUUUUUUUUGUCUCCCCACCCUUUUCUCCUCUUCUCUUGAUAAUCACAAUUCACAAAUGUAAUUGUAGAAAG